AUGUUCCUUCGUGCAAUCUUCACAAUCCUACUGGCAUCAUGUCAUGUACAUGCCAAAGAUGUUUUCGCCCACUUUUUGGUUGGGAAUGUUGCAUCAUGGACCACAACAAACUGGGUAGCAGAUAUCCAGCUUGCCCAAGCAGCUCAUAUUGAUGCUUUUGCGCUCAAUGUAGGAUACGGAGAUAGCUCGAUUCCCAAUUCUUUGGCAAAUGCUUUCCUUGCUGCACAAACUACGGGAUUCAAGUUGUUUAUCUCAUUCGAUUAUACAGGUGGCACUGCUCGUUGGCCAGAAGCCAACGUCAUUAGCCUUCUUAAUACUUAUAAAUCAAGCUCUGCUUAUUACAAAUAUCUCGGAAAGCCAUUUGUAUCAACUUUCGAAGGGGUUGAUAAUACUGCCGAUUGGACUACAAUCAAAGCACAAACUGGCUGCUUUCUAGUGCCAAACUGGUCUUCAUUGGGAGCACAAGCAGCAGUUGCCCGUGGAACUGCAGAUGGAUUGUUCAGUUGGAAUGCAUGGCCUUGGGGUAACGAGGAUAUGAAUGCAUAUACCGAUGCUUCUUACUUUGUGUCCUUGAACCAAACAGGUGUCCCUAUGCCAUACAUGAUGCCUGUUUCACCUUGGUUCUAUACAAACUUGCCAAAUUACGACAAGAAUUGGCUGUGGCGCGGGGAUGAUUUAUGGUUCGACCGUUGGCAAGAAAUUUUGUCCAUUGACCCUCAACCAGAAUGGGUACAAAUCAUCACAUGGAAUGAUUAUGGAGAGUCUCAUUACAUCGGACCUCUUCACGAAGAAGAAUAUGCUUCUGUCUUUGACUCGAUACAUGGCGAUGGUCCUUACAAUUACGCCGAUGGUAUGACUCAUGACGCAUGGAGACAAACUCUGCCCUUUGUGAUUGAUACAUACAAACACGGUAUUGCUACCGUUAAGCAAGAAGUCGUCACAGCUUGGUAUCGACUUACUUCAAAAGACAACAGCGCAUGUAGUGAUGGCGACACGACAGGGAAUACUGCAAAUCAGCUUCAGAUUGAAUUUUACCCAACAGAUGUUGUCCAAGAUAAGAUAUUCUACUCUGCGGUGCUUGCUGAAGCGGGAACUGUAACUGUUACAGUUGGCGGUGUUGAUUUAGGCGCCACUUGGACAGACACCCCCUCCGAUGCCGUCGGAAUAUACCACGGAAGUGUAGCCUACGGUUCUCACACCGGAAAUGUAAUUGUCACAGUGCACACUCCAUCUAGCGGCUCGAUAAUCUUCCAAGGAAAUCCCAUCGCUAACGACUGUUCCACUUGGAAUGGCUACACAAAUUACAACGCAUACACAGGCUUCCAAACCGGUAGUGCUGUAACCGCCACACCUGCACUCAACAUAUCAGAACAAGUCUGUAUUGCAGGAUUUGGAGUGAAUAAUUUUGCAGGCCUUUGUUCUUUUGCUUGCGGAUUGGGUUAUUGUCCGUAUACUGCAUGCACAUGCACAAAUUAUGGACCGCAACCGACUCGUCCAACUGCGGCGAAUACACCAGGAUAUGGUACGAUUGGAUAUCCUGCUCAAGGGUUAACUUCUGAAUAUCAAGGACUUUGCUCCUUCAAUUGCUUCUUUGGGUAUUGUCCACCCGGCGCGUGCGGCACCACAAACUACGGCGUAGUUCCCGAAACCGUCUCUCCCUUUAUCCCUCCCGCCUGCGUUGGUGGAACCGGCGCCGAUAACUUAGGCGGCUUAUGCGGAUAUGCAUGUCCCUACGGAUACUGUCCAAUCCGCAGCUGCACAUGCACAACUCAAGGUGUGCUAAAUCCACCCCUACCUGUUAUUGACAGAGCUGGGACUGCGGCCCCGGGCUUGGAUGAUGAGUUGUAUGAUGGUCUGUGUAACUUCGCUUGUAGUAGGGGGUAUUGUCCAGGUGGGGCUUGCGAGUAUGUUACGGCGAGUAAUGGGUUGUUUAAGAAUGCGACGGCGGUUGUGAAUGGAGGGUUUAGGAAUGCGACAGUGGUUUCUAAUGGUACGGUUGUGAGUGGUGGGAGAUAA
Molecule: messenger RNA, 2016 nt
Organism: Botrytis byssoidea
Lineage: Eukaryota; Fungi; Ascomycota; Leotiomycetes; Helotiales; Sclerotiniaceae
Exons: 10
Coding region: 1-2016 (671 amino acids)
Biological process (GO): mating projection tip cell wall disassembly
Molecular function (GO): glucan endo-1,3-alpha-glucosidase activity
Source: RefSeq, a predicted model, not a curated record